GACACAAUCUGCCCACAUCAGCUUGCACAGCCUAACCCUCCUUCCAUUCCCCCAUCAGCACUUACUUUCAAGUCAUCCCCCCCCACCCCCUCCCAUAACUGUAAAAACCACCACCAUUACCACCAAUUUUCUUGCCAAUUUCUUGCACCAUGGCUGCCUCUGCUGCUGCAGCUGUAGGCUCUUCUUUCUCUCCCUCAUCAAUUCACACCCUCAAAUGCAUGCAUGUCAAGCACUGCCCGUUUGAUCAAACUCUCCUCAAAGUCUCACCAGUUCGCAUCAUGUUAGCCACGUUAUCUCGCUCGAAUUAUGUUAUAGAACCACUUUCACAAGUUGCAGCCUCAUGGAGGGUGCCAAGAGUAUCUGCUGAUGUUGCUCAAGAGGAGGCACCCGCAACUGCUCCUGCGGUGGAAGAAGAGGAACUGGCCUCAGGAGAAACAGAAGGAGAAGCUGAUCAGGUCCCUGUUAAUACCAAGCUUUACUUUGGGAAUUUGCCAUAUAAUGUUGACAGCGCACAGCUUGCUGGGAUGAUUCAAAAGUAUGGUAGUCCAGAGAUGGUUGAGGUUCUCUAUCACAGAGAAACUGGAAAAAGCAGAGGUUUUGCAUUCGUGACAAUGAGUAGCAUUGAAGAUUGUGAGGCAGUCAUUGAAAAUCUCGAUGGAAGCCAAUACAUGGGUCGCAUCUUAAGGGUGAACUUUGCAGAUAAACCAAAACCUAAAGAACCAUUAUAUCCAGAAACAGAAUACAAACUUUUUAUUGGAAAUUUAUCUUGGUCAGUAACGUCUGAAAGUUUGACACAAGCCUUUCAAGAAUAUGGUAACGUUGUUGGAGCACGGGUUCUAUAUGACGGGGAGACAGGAAAAUCCCGUGGUUAUGGUUUCGUAUGUUACUCAACAAAAGAAGAAAUGGAAACAGCCCUUCAAUCUCUUAAUGGAGUGGAACUGGAGGGACGAGCAUUACGUGUAAGCUUAGCUGAAGGGAGAAAAUCAUAAGAUGGAGAGUGGAAAAGGUGCAGAUUUGAGAAAAGAUGAUCAAUACUGAUAGCACCAAGAAAUGGAAGGAAACAGUAGUUAAUUUUACUAUUGCAAUCACUUGGCAACCUGAGAUUCUCUUCUCUUUCAUGUCUAUUGUGUUUGCCUGAUCUUCCACUUCUGAUUGAUGAGUAGAAAGAAGUUCCUUAUAAAAUUUGUCAUGGUUUUGGUAAGGCUAUGAAUAUGCUACGAUAAACAGAAAAAAUCUUUCUUGGCUGCUGGGAACUGAAUAGAGCAGAUGGGAAAAUCGUCAGAAAGUGUUGUUAAUUUGGCUGCAAUUUCUCUCAAUUUUAACAACAUUUUAGUUUAUUCAGUUGGAGCUUAUAUCUUAAUGACAUUCUAUUGUUCUGCUUCUGAU
Messenger RNA from Populus euphratica (Euphrates poplar), 1386 nucleotides. RefSeq names its product 29 kDa ribonucleoprotein, chloroplastic-like. Gene Ontology annotation, biological process: chloroplast rRNA processing. Gene Ontology annotation, cellular component: chloroplast thylakoid membrane. The record is from RefSeq and is a predicted model, not a curated record. Gene Ontology annotation, molecular function: mRNA binding. The coding region runs from base 150 to 989 and encodes 279 amino acids. The transcript is spliced from 4 exons. Lineage: Eukaryota; Viridiplantae; Streptophyta; Magnoliopsida; Malpighiales; Salicaceae.